CUCCGGGCCCGCACAGGCCGCGGCCCCCGCGCCGAAGCCGCCGGCCGCCACGGAAGCCGGGAGAUGGACUCGGUAGCCUUUGAGGAUGUGGCUGUGAACUUUACCCAGGAGGAAUGGGUUUUGCUGGAUCCUUCUCAGAAGAGACUGUACAGAGAUGUGAUGCAGGAGACCUUCUCUAACCUGGUCUCUGUAGGGAACAAAUGGGAGAACUUAAAUGUUGAAGAUCAGUACCAAAGCCUGGGGAGUGUUCCAAGAAGUCAUAUGGCAGAGAGACUCUGUGAAGAGAAAGGAAGUAGUCAAUUUGGAGACACUUUUAGUCAAACUCCAAAUCUGAAAUUGAACAAGAAAACUCUUAGUGGAGCAAAACCAUAUGAAUGCAAUGUGUGUGGAAAAGUCUAUAUGUGUCAUUCAUCUCUUAAUAGACACAUGAAAUCUCAUACUGAACACAAACCAUAUGGGUAUAACAAAUAUGGAGAAAAGUCAUAUGAAUGUAAAGAAUGUGGCAAAACCUUUAACUUUCGAAGUUCAUUUCGAAUACAUGAAAGGACUCACACUGGAGAGAAACCAUAUAAAUGUAAGCAGUGCGGGAAAGCUUUCAGUUGGCCCAGUUCCUUUCAGAUUCACGAAAGAACUCACACUGGAGAGAAACCUUACGAAUGUAAGGAAUGUGGAAAAGCCUUCAUUUAUCACACCACCUUUCGGGGACACAUGAGAAUGCAUACAGGAGAGAAACCAUAUAAGUGUAAAGAAUGUGGGAAAACCUUCAGUCACCCCAGUUCAUUUCGAAACCAUGAAAGAACCCACAGUGGAGAGAAACCCUAUGAGUGUAAACAAUGUGGAAAAGCCUUCAGAUAUUAUCAAACUUUCCAAAUACAUGAAAGGACUCACACUGGAGAGAAACCCUAUCAGUGUCAACAGUGCGGGAAAGCUCUCAGUUGUCCCACGUCCUUCCGAAGUCAUGAAAGGAUUCACACCGGAGAGAAACCCUACAAAUGUAGAAAAUGUGGUAAGGCCUUCAGUUUUCCUAGUUCAUUUCGAAAACAUGAAAGAAUUCAUACUGGAGAGAAGCCCUAUGACUGUAAGGAAUGCGGGAAGGCCUUCAUUUCUCUCCCAAGCUUUCGAAGACACAUGAUCAUGCACACUGGAAAUGGGCCUUACAAAUGCAAGCAGUGCGGGAAAGCCUUUGAUUGUCCCAGCUCGUUCCAAAUACACGAAAGGACUCACACCGGGGAGAAACCCUAUGAAUGUAAGCAGUGUGGCAAGGCCUUCAGCUGUUCCAGUUCCUUUCGAAUGCACGAAAGGACUCACACAGGAGAGAAACCUCACGAAUGUAAGCAGUGUGGCAAGGCCUUCAGCUGCUCCAGUUCUGUACGAAUACACGAAAGGACUCACACUGGGGAGAAACCCUAUCAGUGUAAGCAGUGUGGGAAAGCCUUCAGCUGUUCCAGUUCCUUUCGAAUGCACGAGAGAAUUCACACUGGGGAGAAACCUUAUGAGUGUAAGCAGUGUGGCAAGGCCUUCAGUUUUUCCAGUUCCUUUCGAAUGCACGAAAGGACUCACACCGGGGAGAAACCCUAUGAGUGUAAGCAGUGUGGCAAGGCCUUCAGCUGCUCCAGUUCCUUUCGAAUGCACGGAAGGACCCACACGGGAGAGAAACCUUACGAGUGUAAGCAGUGUGGCAAGGCCUUCAGCUGCUCCAGUUCCAUUCGAAUACAUGAAAGGACCCACACAGGAGAGAAGCCCUAUGAAUGUAAGCAGUGUGGCAAGGCCUUCACUUGUUCUAGCUCUGUCCGAAUGCACGAAAGAACUCACUCUGGACAGAAGCCCUAUGAAUGCAAACAGUGCCAUAAAGCCUUCAGUUGUGCCCGUUCCUUCCGCAUCCACGAAAGGACUCACACUGGGGAGAAACCGUAUGAAUGUCAGCUAUGUGGUAAGGCUUUCAAGUGUCCCCGAUCCUUUAGAGUCCAUGAAAGAACUCACGUUGGAGACAUUCUAUAAAUGUAAGCGAUGUGGUAACCUCCAGUUCUCCCAGUGUACUCGGAAGCCGUACUCACACUGGAGAGCAACUUUUUGAAUAUAAGCGAUGUGCUCAAGUCUUCCAUUGGCUCACAUCCUGACCAAACUUUUGUUUUACUGGGUAGGAACAAAAGUGAGAAAAUACAGAAGUUUUUAAUUUUAACAAUUUUCGUGGUACUUCUUUUCCUGUGAACUUCAAACUCAGGGGGUAACUUCUGCUAGAGAGAGGUACUGUGGGAAAGCCUGGUACAAAGUGAUUCAUGUACAUUCCAUAAAAGGCAUAAUAUAACAAAAAGUUGUAAAUGCAUUAUUCCUAUAAGUUCAUCAUUUCUUAAGAAAUGUAAUUAGAAUAUGGAUUUCUAUCUACAUUUGCAAACUUACAGUGCCAUGAGAAGAUUCUAGAACCCUCGUUAACCAGUAGUACACAGUUUAAUAGGCAGUUUGAUUUUUGGUUACAUCGUUUACUACAGUUUUCUUUCCAUCCUGAAGUUUGUUGGAUUUAUGGGUGGACUGAAGUGUAUUUCUAAUAUGCAAGUAGAUUGAAUUUUUAUGUAGUUUUUAAAUUGUCCUGCAGGGAACCACUGUAAAAUAGCACUGGUCAUUAGUGGGAUUUCCUUUGUCACCUUGUGUGAUACGUGCUCCAUGUCCUUCACUCAUCAUGUGUGUUCCAGUUUUCUUUGUACCUGAAACAGUCUUACUUUGUGGAGGGCAUAGGGUUUGUAUUCUGUUUUCAGUGCUACAAUAUAGUUGAUACAUUUGUGAUUAUGCAAAAUUGAUUAUAUUCUCCAGUUUGACUUCCUUUGAUCUUUUGCUCUUUGCUGUUUAUCAUUCUUUCUGGCUAGAAUUUGGAUAAUAGUUACAGAGUUGUUACACAACGAUAUAAACCACAUUGGGAAAUGUCUUUCUUGUAUUGUGUCAACAUGGAUGAAUGUUGUGACCUGUGUUUUUCUACAGUAUGUCUCUGUGGUUCCAUGUUAGAAUUCACUGAUGGCUGCUUGCAGAGGAGUAUACAAGGUAGAAGUGAAGACAAGAUGUUAGACUCUG
This is a messenger RNA of Ochotona curzoniae (black-lipped pika), 3060 nucleotides long. RefSeq names its product zinc finger protein 709. The coding region runs from base 64 to 1998 and encodes 644 amino acids. NCBI's taxonomy places the organism in Eukaryota, Metazoa, Chordata, Mammalia, Lagomorpha, Ochotonidae. The transcript has 4 exons. Gene Ontology annotation, biological process: regulation of transcription by RNA polymerase II. Gene Ontology annotation, molecular function: DNA-binding transcription factor activity; RNA polymerase II cis-regulatory region sequence-specific DNA binding. The record is from RefSeq and is a predicted model, not a curated record.